AUGAGUGCGGAGGAAUUGGGGAGGAGGUUGUUAGGUGAGGUUGAGAGCGAAGGCUUGCACACAGUUGUAUGUUACGCCUUCAACCAUUCAAUCUAUCUACGGCACACUUCCCUUCCAUCACCAGACAGCUACGUCAAAACAUUUCAAUAUCCUCAUACUGACGCCCUCCAGCUCCUCCGCGUCUUCAAAGUCGUCUCCGAUACCUCCCAAACGCCACUUUUCAACAUCCCACCCCUUGACGCCCUCGUAAACACCACACGUCCAAUACCUCCUCCGCCAGUCAUCCAGUCUCACGAUGCGCUCCUCUCCAGCUCACCACCGCACUCGCCCAUCCGCCGCCCAAUCAAGCCAUCCCCGCAACCAUUCAUAGACAUCUCAUCGCCGUCCUCGCACUCCGGCAAAACACACCUCCUCUACCUCAUCACCACCCUCGCCAUUCUCCCGCAAUCCUUCCAGUCGCACACGCUCAACGGUCUGGGCUGCGCCAUCAUCAUCAUCGAUACAGACGGUCGCUUCAACGUGAACAGACUCGCGCAGGUCAUGCGUGGCUACAUCGCCGCGAAUGCCACCCCCACCGAUAUCCGCUCAUCCCCUCCCCCCAACCCGAACGUCUCACACCACACCACACCACCACCACCGUCACCAACACAGCCACUGCCUCCCCUCUCCCCAGCUUCCGUGUCCCACAUCCUCGCCACCUCGCUCCCACACGUGCACAUCCUCCGCCCACAGUCGCUAGCCAGCACAAUCUCCACCCUGCGCGCCCUGCCGGCCUAUCUCCUCGAUUUGCAACGCCACAAAUCCGCGCGGCGCCGCUUGCACAGCGUUGUGCUCGACAGUGCGAGCACGUUUCUCUGGAAUGUGCGUGCGGAGGAGGACAUGGCGCGGCUUAUGGGCGGAGACGUAGCUCGCGACGGAGCGGCUGGCGAUGCGAUGCCGAGGGAAUCGCCAGGUCCGGAUGUGAAGAGCGGGAAUCGGAAUGAGAAUGACAACAGGGCGACGUACGCGGAGCUGGCCAUCACGCUAAAGGACGUUGGUGGGCAGUUCGGGUGUCCGGUGAUUGCGACGACCUGGGCUGUGCCGGUGACUGGUCAGAAUGCUGAUGGUGUGUCGAUGCGAAAUGUCAUGCCCGGGUCCUGGAUCUCGCAUGCUACUGUUCGCCUAUCCAUACGCAGGCGGCCGGUGGCACCGUUUGCGGUUGCGAUGAGUCUGGCACAGGCGCGCGCAGAGCGGGAAUUGCGAGCAAAAGUGGUGGAGAGGGGAAUGUUUGAUGUUGAGAUGAUUGGGCCGGGCAGGGUUAGGGACGGCUUUACUUUGGCGAUAACGGCGAAUGGGAUUAGGGUUGUGAUUGAUGAGCAUGAUCGAUGA
Messenger RNA from Pseudovirgaria hyperparasitica, 1368 nucleotides. RefSeq lists its product as uncharacterized. The record is from RefSeq and is a predicted model, not a curated record. Lineage: Eukaryota; Fungi; Ascomycota; Dothideomycetes; Acrospermales; Acrospermaceae. Gene Ontology annotation, cellular component: Rad51B-Rad51C-Rad51D-XRCC2 complex; centrosome; replication fork. Bases 1 to 1368 code for a protein of 455 amino acids. Gene Ontology annotation, biological process: double-strand break repair via homologous recombination; DNA strand invasion. Gene Ontology annotation, molecular function: four-way junction DNA binding. The transcript has a single exon.